Ylistrum balloti is the source of this 963-nucleotide messenger RNA. RefSeq lists its product as uncharacterized. Gene Ontology annotation, cellular component: acetylcholine-gated channel complex. Lineage: Eukaryota; Metazoa; Mollusca; Bivalvia; Pectinida; Pectinidae. The record is from RefSeq and is a predicted model, not a curated record. The transcript has 5 exons. The coding region runs from base 1 to 963 and encodes 320 amino acids.
AUGGCUUCUCGUUUUAUUUUCCUGACGCUUUUAAUAUUCUUGGUUGAAGAGAGUCGUUGUAGCACACGGCGUCCUGAGGUAAAUACAUUACAGCCGGGAGCCACAACACAGUGCCUGGUCCCGUUUCUAAAUCCUUCAAGGGGAUGGAAGAAAGAGUCAUUUCCAAAUCCCCGUGUAAACGUUACGCUUUGUGGCCGGGAAUGCACUCAAUCGUGGGUAUGUGACCCCUCGGGAAUCCUCAACACUCGCGAUGCCGACAUACUUGAUGAAAAGAUUGAUAUAAUUGCAUCUAACGGAAUAUGUGGAUGCAGAACAUGUUUGGCGGGGACAGACGGUUACAAAAUUGGAGUGGCGCUGGUACGAAAGAUGGAAAUCGGGUCUUUCGCUGUUGUCGACAAUGUCGAUAAAGACAACCUAGCCAUGGAAUUCUCGGCUUACCUCAGGUCAGUAUCCUGGAAGUAUGGCAAGUGUGAUGAUAGCAUCGUCAUCUUCUACUCACAAGAGGAUAGGAAGGUGAUGACAUCGACUGGUGAGAGAGUGAAACAAGUCCUGUCCAUUAACUGUACUGGCGCCAUCUUUAACGAGGCUAAACCAAUGUUGAGAAAUGACCAUGUGUUUGAGGCGCUGGAGCACAUGGUUACUCGAUACGGACAAGUUUUGCGGACCGGCGAGUGCUACCCAUCACCAGAGCCCGUGGAACUGAGUAUAGGAAUGGUGAUACUAAUCGUCAUUAUCUGCUUCUUUGUUCUGGUCGCGGCCGUCAUUGGGGGCGUGUGCGGUUGGCGCAGGACUCAUGGCGGUUACCACAGGGGAAGAUCUAACGACCCGGACAGUAGCCGUGGUGAUCCGGAAAAGAUCGAUGACGAAGGAACUAAUGACCCUGACAAGAGCUCUGGCGAUCCGGAAAAGUUCCGUGGUGGGGAAACUGGAGAUGGAGGUGGUGUUGCUGGCGGGUCUUUCUAA